Limulus polyphemus (Atlantic horseshoe crab) is the source of this 1196-nucleotide messenger RNA. RefSeq names its product 60S acidic ribosomal protein P0-like (gene RpLP0). The record is from RefSeq and is a predicted model, not a curated record. The transcript is spliced from 9 exons. Gene Ontology annotation, molecular function: structural constituent of ribosome; large ribosomal subunit rRNA binding. Bases 136 to 1083 code for a protein of 315 amino acids. Gene Ontology annotation, cellular component: cytosolic large ribosomal subunit. NCBI's taxonomy places the organism in Eukaryota, Metazoa, Arthropoda, Merostomata, Xiphosura, Limulidae. Gene Ontology annotation, biological process: cytoplasmic translation; ribosomal large subunit assembly; ribosome biogenesis.
UGAUGCUUUUGUAUUGGUCUAUAGGAUGAGUUUAUCAAUAUAAAGAUACUGUAGACGAGAUUAUAUUUCCUUUGCUGGGUAGCUUGUUUUGUGUAAGUCCUUAAACUCAACUGAGACCAAUCCUUGAACCACAAGAUGGGCAGGGAGGACAGAGCUACUUGGAAGAGUAAUUAUUUCAUGAAGUUAGUGCAACUUCUGGAUGAAUACCCAAAAUGUUUCAUUGUUGGAGUGGACAAUGUUGGAUCUCGCCAGAUGCAGCAGAUACGGCAUUCUUUAAGGCAGUCUGCUGUUGUAUUGAUGGGUAAAAACACCAUGAUUCGUAAAGCCAUUCGUGGACAUCUUGAGAACAAUUCAGCACUUGAGAAGAUCUUGCCACACAUUAAAGGAAAUGUAGGAUUUGUCUUUACCAAGGAGGACCUGAUUGAAGUGAGAGACAGGAUAUUGGAUAACAAGGUUAAAGCCCCUGCUAAAGCUGGAUCCCUUGCUCCUUGUGAUGUGAAGAUUCCUCCUCAGAACACUGGACUCGGGCCUGAGAAAACUUCUUUUUUCCAAGCCCUUCAGAUCCCAACCAAGAUUUCCAAAGGAACAAUUGAAAUUCUGAAUGAGAUCCAUUUGAUUAAGAAAGAUGAUAAAGUUGGUGCAUCUGAGGCAACAUUGUUAAAUAUGUUAAACAUUUCUCCCUUCACAUUUGGUCUUGUCAUUAACCAAGUUUAUGACUCUGGGACUGUUUUUUCUCCUGCUAUUCUGGACAUUACUCCAGAAGACUUGAGAGCCAAAUUUCUGGAGGGUGUAAGGAAUGUGGCUGCUGUGAGUCUACAGAUCGGCUACCCCACCAUUGCAUCUGUCCCACAUUCUAUCGUGAGGGGUUUGAAGAAUUUGAUUGCCAUUGCUGUAGAAACUGACAUCACAUUUAAGGAAGCUGAAAUGGCAAAAGAAUAUAUAAAAGAUCCUUCCAAGUUUGCUUCAACCACUGCAGCUGAAACUGUUGCCACUACAACAGCUGAAGCAGCACCAAAAGCAGCAGAAAAAGAAGAGUCGGAAGAAUCUGAAGAUGAUGACAUGGGCUUUGGUCUCUUUGACUGAAGUUCACAUCUUUUUGUGUUAAAACAAAUCAUUACUGAUUGAAUUUUCAUGUAGCUUGUAAACGCUGCUACUGGAAAAAUAAUAAAAUUGUGUUUGUUACACAUAGUGCAUAA